Messenger RNA from Linum tenue, 270 nucleotides. The record is from the annotation of a GenBank genome assembly. Lineage: Eukaryota; Viridiplantae; Streptophyta; Magnoliopsida; Malpighiales; Linaceae.
AAGAAAGAUUCAUAGGUAAGGAGCAAGCCUGAAAACCAUCUAGAGGCAAGGGAGUUGCGGAGCGACUACAAAAGUAUUCAGAGCAGUUGCGGGAAGUGAUAGAAGUAGAAGUUGUGGCUUCAAACUUCAGGUUUUGAUUAAUGAGGAUGUUACAUUAUGACCAAGGCUCUCAAACUUGAGGCUUUUGAGUAUAUGAGAACUAAGUUCGGAGUGGAGGAAAUGGUGAAGCACAAUGAAAGAGGAAAUAUUGAAGAUGAAGUGAACUGAAGC